AUGUCUUCUAAAAGUGAAAUUGUCUACAAGCCAAUUUCUGCACCUCUUAUUGGAGAAAACGGCUAUCGAGGAUUCCUAAAAGUGACCGAAAUUCUUCCAAAGGGGUGGAAAGCAAAUGACUCAUCACGAGUUCUCUCCACGGAUAUUCUGGUCGAUCAUGAUGUCGAACUCAAAAUGCGUGAUGGCUGUAAGAUAUACGCAGACAUCUACCGCCCAACAUAUUCAAACAAGGAGAGUCCAGUUCCCGCAAUUGUAUCUUGGAGCCCCUUUGGAAAAAAGUUCAAUGGGGCUCGUUUCCUGCAAACCAUGACACCAUAUAAUAUGGGAAUCAAAGCAGAUGAUCUCAGUGGUUUGGAGAAAUUCGAGGGACCGGACCCAGCAGAUUUUGUUCCCCACGGGUUUGCUGUGGUCAAUGUUGAUCCACGCGGGAUAGGAGACUCUGAAGGGCUAUGUCACAUCAUGGGCCCUCAAGAGGGUGAGGACGGAUAUGACGCGAUUGAGCAUCUGGCUAAACUCGAGUGGUGCAAUGGUCGCAUUGGAAUGGCAGGAAACUCACAUUUAGCCGUUGUACAGUGGUUUGUCGCCCAGCUUCAGCCACCUUCACUAAAAGCGAUAGCACCAUGGGAAGCCUGUAGUGACUUGUUCAGAGAACAGUUUGUCCGUGGGGGAGUCUUCGCUGGAACCUUCUACGACCAUAUCACUAGCGCGAUGAUCCGAGGUCGAAAUGGGAUGGAAGAUUUCGGUGAGAUGUAUCGACGGAGCCCACUUGCGAAUUCCUAUUGGGACAGCAAGCGCCCGGAUAUGACAAAAGUCCGGGUACCGGCGUACAUAACUGCGUCGUUCAAUAGCUUCCUCCAUACAAUGGGCUCCAUCAGAGGAUAUAUGGAGAUAAAGCACGACAGAAAAUGGAUUCGAUUCAGCCCAUAUCAGGAGUGGCAUGACCAAUGGGCGGUGGAGGAUUCAACGCAAGAAUUAAUCUCCUUCUUCACACGCUAUCUCUAUGAUGUGGAGAAUGACUGGGAGAAAACACCCCACGUCCGUUUGUGCACGCUUCGUUUUGGCCAUUUGGAUGCUGUCACCAAUCAAAUUGAGGAUGACUUUCCGCUUCCUAGAACUGUGUACAAAACACUUUAUUUAGGGAGAAAUGGGUCAAUGGAUAUGCGCACUCCAGCUGGCAAUCAUACUGCAUCGUACAAUUCCGAAGUUCCUCAAUCUCGUGCUAUCUUUACCCUGAGAUUUAAGGAGAGAACAGUUAUUACAGGUAUACCCAAGGCGGUGCUCUAUAUGUCUAGCCCUUCUUCUGAUGACAUGGAUGUAUACGUCAUGAUCCGGAAGCUUGACGCAGAGGGGAAGCCUAUGCUUUGCCUUAAUGUUCCAUGGUCUUCUAUAGGUCCAGAUUCCUUCGAAGAGAUUCCCGAUGAAAUGGCAACGGACUUAAUCGUGUACAAAGGACCAGUUGGUAUAUUGCGCGCGUCUCACAGAAAGGUCGAUCAUCAUCGGUCCCUGCAUUCAAACUACCCUUUUCAUUCCCACUCAAACGCUCAAAAAUUGCAAUCAGGGGAGGUAGUCAAGAUUGAAAUCGGUAUUUUCGCGAUGAGUAUCGAGUACCAGGCAGGGGAAGCUCUGCAACUUGAGAUAUCCGGGCAAUCUCCACAAGAGGUAUCAUUUAAUGAAAUAAAGGGACAAACCGGCAACCAAAGUAAUCAAGGAAAUCAUCUUGUGCAUUUCGGGACGCAAUAUCCUAGUCACCUCAUCCUCCCAUUUGUUUAG
Molecule: messenger RNA, 1770 nt
Organism: Talaromyces proteolyticus
Lineage: Eukaryota; Fungi; Ascomycota; Eurotiomycetes; Eurotiales; Trichocomaceae
Product: Alpha/Beta hydrolase protein
Exons: 1
Coding region: 1-1770 (589 amino acids)
Molecular function (GO): dipeptidyl-peptidase activity
Source: RefSeq, a predicted model, not a curated record